Molecule: messenger RNA, 3758 nt
Organism: Trichoderma virens Gv29-8
Lineage: Eukaryota; Fungi; Ascomycota; Sordariomycetes; Hypocreales; Hypocreaceae
Exons: 4
Coding region: 1-3468 (1155 amino acids)
Biological process (GO): protein transport to vacuole involved in ubiquitin-dependent protein catabolic process via the multivesicular body sorting pathway
Cellular component (GO): ESCRT-0 complex
Molecular function (GO): protein binding
Source: RefSeq, a predicted model, not a curated record
AUGGCCGCCCUGUUCCGCGUCAAGGCGCUGUACGAGUACUCGUCGCCGCACGAGGACGACCUCAACUUCCCCGCCGGCCAGGUCAUUGCCGUCACGGACGAGGAUGACGCCGACUGGUACGGCGGCGAGUACGUCGACGAGUCCGGCGCCAAGAGGGAGGGCAUCUUCCCUCGCAACUUUGUCGAGAAGUUUGAGCCCGUGGCGCCCCCGCGACCCGUGAGGAAGCACAAGCAAGAAUCCGAACCCGCCGCUGCCCCCCCUGCCCCCCCUCCGGAGCCUUCUUACGAGGACACAGCUGCGCGAUCGACACCCCCGCCGGGAGACGUGGCCUCAGAGCCCUCGCCGAAGAGACUCGCCGAGCCCGUUAGGCAAAGCCAGCCGGUAGAACCACCUGCUGCAGCUCCUGCUCCUCCUGUUCCAGCUCCCGCUCCCGUGCCUGUUGCCGUCCCGGCUUCGGCUCCCCCGCCAGCGGCAGCUCCUGCGCCAGUUCCGGUGCCUCUGCCAACCUCGCCCAAGCGUGCUGAUUCUCCCGCCUCGGCUGCUCCAGUCGCCAGCGCUCCGAAGCCCAAGGCCGCGCCUCCCCCGGUAUCCGAGAAGCCCAGUUCCUUCAAAGACCGCAUUGCGGCGUUCAACAAGUCGGCCGCACCCCCAAUUGCGCCCUUUAAACCCAGUGGCCUCGGCGGUGGUAGCGCAUCGGGCUUUGUAAAGAAACCAUUUGUGGCACCGCCUCCCAGUCGAAAUGCCUUCGUUCCUCCUCCUCGCGAGGCCCCCGCGGCCAAGAUUUACCGAAGAGAAGAAGAUCCCGAAAUCAAAGAGCGCGUGGCUGAGAAUCAGGGACAAGCCGAGAGAGCUGGAUUGGUUGCUUCUGAAACCCAGAAGGAGGGCGACGAAGAAGAUCAGCCCAAGCCUACCAGCUUAAAGGAGCGCAUUGCUCUCCUCCAGAAGCAGCAGAUGGAACAGGCACAGCGCCAUGCUGACGCACUGUCCAAGAAGGAGAAGCCCAAGAAGCCGCCGCCACCUAAGAAGCGUGUUGAUUCGCAAGCUUCUGCUCCUGAACCCGCUGAAGGUUCCGAGGUGCCCGAACGAAGAGACACCGAUGAAAGUGCCCCAAGGGCCUCGAUGGAUGCUGCUCCCUCUGAAUCAGCUCCUCUACCACCGCGACCCGAAUUUACGGAGUCACCCGGAGAAGCCACUAACGAAGAUGAAGCUGCUGAGGCGGAUGCUGACGACCAUACUUCACGACGACUCUCCAAAGUUCCAACCUCUUCAUCCGCUGCUCCCGCUGCUGAUGUAGAACAGCCAGUGACAGAGACUCAGGAAACGGUGGAGGAGGAAGAGGAGGGAGAGGAAGAGGAGGAGGAGGAAGAUGUGGAUCCUGAAGUCAAGCGCCGAGAAGAACUCCGAGCACGAAUGGCCAAGAUGAGCGGCGGCAUGGGCUUCCAUGGCAUGUUUGGCGCCCCCCCCGUUCCUCCGAUGGGAGGUGGGCUUCCGAAGAAAAAGGCACCCAAGCCACCUACAAAAUCUGCUACCACGCGGGAAGAGGAUGUAACUCCACCACCGCAUGCUCCUCCUGUUCCCACUAUGAUGGCACUCCCGGGCAUGGGCCUUCCAGGCCUUCCAGUUAAGCCAGCCGAAGAGACUAGAUCUGAAGAAGAGGAAGAUGCCACUCCUCUUGCUGCUGCCCCUGUGCACACCGAAGAAGCCCCGGAACAUAGAGCACCGCCGCCUAUUCCUCAAGAAGACUUGUCUGCUCCUCCUGUCCCAUUGGCGGCUCGAUCUCCCCCACCCCCGCCCUCAGCCCCCCCCGCUGUUAAGUCAGCUACAGAGGGAUCUGAAUCUGAUGAUGAGCUGUCUAAUGGGGCCCGUGAGAACCCUGAGGCUGCUGCAGUACUGAGAUCCCCCCCUCCACUGCCUGCCCACCCAUCAGAGCCUCCCCAGUCGCCGCCGCGCCCUGGUGCAUUCUCGCCAACAUCACCAACCAGCAAACGUGCUAGCCGACCUCCGCCGCCCGUCCCAGGAGCUGCCUCCAUACUUGCUGCGGUAACAGCUCGCCCACCGCCGCCUCCCCCGCCUCCCGGCGCCCCAAGCCGGCGAUCUACUGUAGACUUUGGCGUCGCCUCACCGACUAGGCCUGCGCAGGCAGGAGAAGAGAUUGGAGAGGCCACAGAGUACGAGGGUGACUACGAUACUGACAUUGCAUCGUCUGUGCCUCACAAGGAUGCUUUGGCAGCGCAUGAUCAAGAGUCUAGCAUGGAGGAGACCAGCCUCCAGUCGCCGUUCAACGAUGCCCCCCCAGAAUUGCCUCCCCCUCCCCCAUUUGCUUCGACGCCACGAGCCGCUCCUCCUCCCGUGCCACAGUCUCCACCACUGAACAGAAGGUCUACAGAUCUAUCUCGGUCUGUUCCGAUCUUGCCGCCCCCGGCCCCUCCUCCUAGACUGGUUGCGCCCACAGCAGAGGAGAAUCACGAUGCUCUGUUCAUCUCCCAUCCUAGAGCGGAUGAUGGUGACUCCCCAGUUCUAGAGGAUGAGCCGACUCCUCUUUCCUUUGAUGACUCUAGAGCCGUGUCGCCACCUGAUCGAAGAGUCCCACCCCCUGUAGGUUCGCGUGGACGGUCAUCGAUGGAAAUGUCCAGGCCCAGUCUCAGUGCUCCCCGGAGAUCGAUUGAUCAUCACCGCCCGUCGAUGGACUCUGGUUUCAUUGCGGGGGAUAUUGACUUGGCUGUACAGAGCGGUUGGUGGAAGCAGUCGAAUCAACUGCCUCCCGUCCUCCAAGGCCGAAAGGAUAUCCACUUUGAGUGCGACGAGUCAACUACGACAAAUGAAGGCGAAAAGACUAUAAUCACCAGAGAAACCUUUAUUUUGUUCCAGGAUUACUCGCAGACCAUUAUUACGGCUCGCUACGACCCUUAUGACCCGACAACCGUGGAGCUAGAGCAACGACAUGAGGCGCCCCCCAAGGCGAUGCGACAGGACCAGAUGGAGGAAGCCUAUGACACCUUUGGACGACGUAUUUCCGCAUCCGCCAUCGCUAAGAAGGAUCAAGUUGUCGGUGAUGGAACCGCGCCAAGCUUUGUUUUGGAAAUGAUUCGACCUCUAGAGGAUGCCCUGUUGCCUAUUAGCACUAGAUCGUACGGUGCCCUCGUCUACGCCAACAUGGCCAAUGCUUCCACCCAGCAGCACGAUGUCAUUCGUCCUGGCGACAUCAUCACCAUUCGCAACGCCAAGUUCCAGGGAAAACAUGGACCCAUGCAUGCCAAGUAUUCCAGCGAAGUUGGCAAGCCGGACCAUGUCGGCGUUGUGGCUGAGUGGGAUGGCACCAAGAAGAAGGUUCGUGCCUGGGAGCAAGGCAGAGAUGGCAAGAAGGUGAAGCAAGAAAGCUACAAGCUGGAUGACCUGCGAAGUGGCGAGGUCAAGAUCUGGCGUGUAGUUUCUCGUAGCUGGGUCGGCUGGCAGAAGAAACUGUCUUAGUGGUACUAGAACAUUUUAGCAUGCUGGCUGGGAGGGGGAAGGCUUGAUUGAAAUGGGAGAAAUUACAAAAAAUGGAUGGGGGAGGGAGAGAGUGCAUCCGUGAUGCAAAUUAAUCUCAUAUCACGCGCGAGUCUGGUGUGUCUUUUUUUCAUCGGACUUUGUGUGUGUUUUAUGAAGAGCGCAAUUGGCUUGUUUGGCGUUUUUUUAUCGCAUGCCAUACAGGUUGUUGUGCCUGCUUUUGUACGUUUAUGCAUCUGUCAUAUAAUCUUCCACUUAGAUGUUUGAUUUGC